CUGACCGGAAGUGUCUGCAGAGGGAGUUGCUUCAGCACAACGGGGCCUUGGGUAGGAGGAGGCGGUUCAGCACCUUUUAAGAGGAGCUAUGGCUAUCCUGUUUGCAGUGGUUGCAAGAGGUACUACAAUACUUGCAAAAAAUGCCUUGUGUGGAGGAAAUUUUUUGGAAGUAACUGAACAGAUUCUGUCGAAAAUCCCAUCAGAAAAUAAUAAAUUGACCUACUCUCAUGGAAAUUAUCUAUUUCAUUAUAUUUGCCAAGAUAGAAUAAUAUACCUGUGUAUCACAGAUGAUGAUUUUGAACGAUCAAGAGCAUUUACCUUUCUAAAUGAAAUAAAGAAACGAUUUCAGACCACAUAUGGUUCAAGGGCACAAACUGCAUUGCCUUACGCAAUGAACAGUGAAUUUUCCAGUGUUUUAGCUGCACAAAUGAAACACUUAUCGGAAAACAAGAACUCUGACCGCAUUUUGGAAACUCAGACCCAAGUAGACGAGUUGAAGGGAAUCAUGGUCCGAAAUAUUGAUUUGGUGGCACAAAGAGGAGAAAAGCUGGAAUUGCUAAUUGACAAAACUGAUAAUUUAGUGGAUGCUUCAGUCACAUUUAAAACCACCAGCAGAAACCUAGCCAGAGCAAUGUGCAUGAAAAACCUCAAGCUGACCAUUGUUGUUGUGAUUGUAGCAAUUGUUGUCAUUUACAUCAUAGUUUCAGCAGCUUGUGGCGGCCUCUCAUGGCCAACCUGCGUGAACUAGGAACCAAUUUUAUUAGUUGGAGGGAAAAUCUGAAAAAAAAUAGUUUUAACCACUGCACGAGGAUUUCAUUAGAGAUCUAUGUGUAAUAGUUCAUCUCAGCUUCCAAAUAUUAUGCAUUUAAAAGGCUCUAGUUUCUGCUUGCCUUAUUUCUGACUUUUUAUACUUUUCAUAUUAAUUGAAGAACUUGCUGCAUUAAAACUGAAACACAAAUCCAUAUUUUAUUCAGUGACUGAAAUAAAAUUGUAACUUUUUUUAAGUAGUUCAUUUUGAAUCAAUCGGUUUAGCACUUUUCUAAAAUGGUGUUGCAUAUUAUCACCCUCCUUUUGAAUAGCACUGAGAUAAUUGGGAUCUGUUGUUUUCCCUUGCACCACCUCUUCCUCCACCAUCACUUUUGCUCAGUAAAAUCUGAUGCAAAAUCUUGAAUUAUCUGGAUGGAAAUGGAUAAUGAUAAUAUUUCUCAGCCUUCAAGAGGGUGCUAACUAUUUGGUCACGUUUAACUACAAGAUGGGGAACCAUAUUGCUAAAUAGCUUUGUUUCACAAUUGGGAAAAUGUAUAUAAAUUGUUGCAUACCUUCAGAAACAGUUAAAGCAUUUAGAACUAUUAAGCAGUCAUUUUAGUUGUAAAUUAAUGGCAAUUGUUACUAGCCUAUUGUAAAAAUGUAAAUUUCUUAUGCCAAUCACAUAGCCAGUAUUUAUGUACAGGACACCAACAAAGUAUAACAGGUGUAAUACAAGUACUGUAGUGAUUGUGUACACAGCUUAAUUGUUAUGCUGCUGAAUGCAGAGCUUUUGCUAACUAAACUUGUAAAUUUUUUUACGGUCUACAUUGUGUACUUGUUUGUGCUGUUUUGAUCCUUAUUUAGGCAAUGACAGUGCCAAUGUUUAAAAUAAACUUUGAACCUGAACUAGCUUCAAUCUUUCUAGAAUGACUUCAGGAUGCAGUUUUUGCAUGUUUCUGGACUGAAAAGGUAUAAAAUUACAUGUUGUAACAGUGAAAGAAGUUCUUGUCAAUACAAAUCAUUGACCUUUCAGUGGAUGGAGAACAUCCAAGUGCUUGUACUUUUAUUGAUAUUUUGGUUGGGGGGGUGGUGGGAGACUGCCUCUCCCUCUAAGAUCUAGGUUUGCAUCAUUUCAAGUGAAGAUCACUAAUUUUCCUAUGCCCUUGGGAGUGAAAAGACUGGGUGGUUGUGGAUAUGAACAAUUUCGUUGGCAUGUGGAUAAAAUGAGCAACCUGAGUUGGCUCCGAGCUAAACUUUACUUAUUUUAAUUCCAUUCCCAUUGCAUAAAUUAACACUGCUGUAAUUCCAUCAGAUCUCAGAUUAUAAAAAUGACCUUUAUUAGAUCAUUAAUUUAUAUCAACAAAAUACUUUUGUUUAAAGCUAUGCCUAUCAAUGAGUAAAUACACUGGAGGAAAUGAUGGUUAAUUGAUCCAUGUUGGGCUCAGAAAUGUCUAUAUUAUUUUGCAUCCAGCUUAAAAAAACAAUUCUCAAACUCUUGGUCCAUACUUUAGAAGCAUUGCUUGAGAGCUUUGCCAAGUAUAAAUAAUAAAGUUGCAACUGUUUUCUGAACACUUUCCACAAUACAUUGAGCUUGUAUAUUAGCUGCAUGUUUAAGAACUCUCUCCUUUUUGAAUCAUAGGCUAUGUCACAAUUUGUGAAUGAGCAGUCUUAUCUUUGCCUUUUAAUGAGCACAAAUUUACAUAGAGGGGUUAGAAAUCUCAUAGCAAGAAUAUUAUUUAAAUCAGUAGCUGUUAUUUGUUUUACCCAGAUUCAAGCUCUGGUUCCUUUUUAUACUUCUGAAUAGAUUUCAAAUAGGGUGUAAAGCUAAGGAACCCGAGUAUAAAGCAUUUUUAAAUUAUAGGAUAAUACUUUAAAUAUUCUGUAAUUUGUGUCAUCAUGAAUUUACUAUUAGCAAAAAAAACUAUUGCAUCUCCCAUCCCACACCAGCCUUAAAGGAUAAGAAUUCAGGUUGCUGUCCAAGUUAUAAAAUUGUACAAAAAGUGAAUGUAUUAAAUGAAAUUCUAGAAUCUUACUAUUGUUAACAUAUUAGGUCACAGUUGUAAUAUAUAAAUUGUUUCCGCUCUGUAUAAGAUGCUGUUGCACUUUGCAUUGUAUCAGAUGGUAAAAAUAAAUUAUUUAAACAUAACAGUUUGUUUUGUCAUAC
Hypanus sabinus (Atlantic stingray) is the source of this 2911-nucleotide messenger RNA. It is a transcript of the gene vamp7, whose product is annotated as synaptobrevin-like 1. Gene Ontology annotation, biological process: exocytosis; vesicle fusion. Bases 89 to 748 code for a protein of 219 amino acids. The transcript is spliced from 8 exons. NCBI's taxonomy places the organism in Eukaryota, Metazoa, Chordata, Chondrichthyes, Myliobatiformes, Dasyatidae. Gene Ontology annotation, cellular component: SNARE complex; membrane. Gene Ontology annotation, molecular function: SNAP receptor activity; SNARE binding. The record is from RefSeq and is a predicted model, not a curated record.